UUUUGUUUAGCACUCGUAGUCAUAUACCUGUACGUACUGUAUAAAUUCUUUAUCAAAUUGAACACGUUGCAACUGCAUUUUACUGUAUGAAAGUUAAAGGCUCAAAGAGGGAAGAGUAAAAGAGAUUAAAGAGGAAAACUACAGAUUCACCAACAUUAUUUGCAGAAACAACCCAAGAAAGAUUAUACAUGAGAGGAAGCUAUCUGGCAUAUCCAGCUCUUUUGGUAGUAGCUAAGAGGUCUGAGAACAUCAUCUAGACAUUCAGUGAAAGAAAUGUAUUGUCUAUCAAAAUCGGGAAUUAGCUUUGACAACAUGGCUAGAUAGCUUGUUCCAUACUCCCACAACCAUUUGCAUAAAGAAGUACCUCCUUCUCAGUUUCUUAGUCUUAAAAUGCAUUUCCAUGUAAUUUCCAGUUGUGGCCUCUGGUCCACUGAUGGAUCUGCUUUGUCUGUGACUUUUGAGGAUUUUGAAUAUUUAUAUAUAUUUAUUAUGACCCCCAUCUCCUCUGCUGAAUCCUGAAAUGGUUGGAUUCUUUUAGCCUGUCAAUGUAGCUUAUGUGAUUUUACUCUGAGGUCUCCUGUGCCAGUAUCCAGUAUUCCAGUACUUAAGAAAGGUACAGCCUUUCUUAGCUUCUGAGUUCUGACCAGUUGAGGCUACAACAAGCUAACACUAACUUUUUUCCCAUACUUUGUAUCAUGGAGAAUAAAGACAAAAAUCAAGCUGAAUUUUAGAGAAGCCCUCAUCAGAUACCAAUCUGAUAUGAUAAGGACUGUGGGAACAGAAAAUACUUAUGUUUCUGUUCAGGGAAAUAUAUUUUGACAACCAUAUAUCAUUACACUUCAUUCAAACAUCUUUUAUUGGUUUCACUCAUCUGCAUAACUGAGACAACUUAGAGCUGGCUUGUGACCUGCAAUAGAUCUAAAGCCUGGGCUGCAGUUCAUAUUUUUUGUCAGAGAGCAUUCCUUAUCUAUACUUGCAGGAUGGAGUUCUUAGAAACACGCCCCAAAACCACUCCACUGGGUAGUGUGUAACAUCGGUGACAGUAAAAGAAAAGUUUGUUUUUCAGAAGCCAACUUCCACAUAUUUUGUGCCAGUUAACUUGUUUUUUUUUAUUCUGCUUUGGACGUCCUUUUGCAAAUAUUCACCCCUUGGAAAACCAGACAAAAAUGUGUCAAGCAUAUUUUAUGUUCCUUCUGCCUCUGCUGUUUGACUGUAGCUUUGGAACAACUCAAACACCUCUUAAUAAGGCUGUCUAUGGUGACAAUAUAACAGAAAUCCCUGACUCUUUAGGGAGUGGUAUUACACGAGUAUAUUUUGUGCAAAGUCAGAUUUCUACAAUCAAAAAUGGAGCCUUCAGAAACUACACUGGAGUUGAAAAGCUGGUGUUCAUGAACACACCUACUUUUUCAGUAGAAGCCGCAGCAUUUGAAGGAUUGGAUAAUAUAAUUGAAAUUGAAAUUUCAGGCUCAAUGCUGACAUCUCUACCUAUCGGUCUCUUUAACAGUUUGGAUAAUUUGACAACACUUAUUUUGAAAAGCAACAGAAUUCAAACCAUAGAGAAGGGGUUAUUUGAUGGCCUUACAAAUUUACGAGAACUCCAACUACAUAUGAAUCAAAUUGCUUUACUACCUGAGGAAAUAUUUGAUCAGCUUCAAAGUCUUAAAACACUUCACCUGGCGAAAAACAACAUCAGCUCUCUGUCAACAGAAAUUUUUAGUAAACUUCAGAAAUUACAAAAACUACGGGUUUACGAAAAUCUGAUCAAUGUUAUUCCGAGAGGGAUCUUUGAUAAUCUUCCAGAUUUGGCAGAAAUUGGACUUCAAGGCAACAAGAUGACAACAUUGCCCCAGGAUUUAUUUUCUAACAACAAAAACCUCGAAAAGCUUUUUCUGGAGAAAAAUUCAUUGUCUGACCUACCUACAGGAAUCUUCUUUGAUCUUCCUAAAAUAAGAACACUAACACUAAAUAAUAACCAGCUAACAAGCCUUCCUGUAAAUCUGUUUGGAGAAAUGCCCAAAUUUACUGUUCUAAAUCUCACAACGAACAAACUGAAAACGCUUCCACAAGGAGUAUUCAGUAACCUCACAAAUCUAAAGAAACUUUACUUGUCUGACAACCAGUUUACCAGUUUGUCAAAAGAGUAUUUUGAGGGCCUCAAAAACCUCACGGACCUCCACUUACAAUAUAACUUUAUUGGGUCUUUAGAGAAAGAGAUUUUUGGCGAUAUGUCUCAACUGCGGACAAUCAAUCUAAUGAAUAACAGUUUGAACACUCUUCCUGAUGGCAUAUUUAAGUCCUUGAAGAAACUUGUCAAAGUACAUCUAAACAACAAUCCUUGGCAUUGUGACUGUAGAAUGACAUAUCUAUUCAACUGGAUAAAAGGAAAUCCACAGAAAAUUAAAACAUCUUCAUCAAUUACUUGUGAAAGUCCCGAAAACUUAAAGGGACAAAAUAUUGCUUCUCUUACAGAGGAUCAGUUGUUAUGCUUAACAACCACAGUACCUACUACAACUUUGGCUACCACAAUAAUAAAGAGCACUACAGUUCCUUCAACUACAACAUGGCCUACGACAGCUUUGACAACAGAGGAAGGAACAACAACAAUUAGGGCCAUAACAACAAUACCAAGCACAGCGGCCACUACUUCUGAGAAGAUUAUAUCCACAGCACCAGACACGACAUUUACAAAUCUUAUAACUACGGAGGUUUCUACCAUUGUGUUGACCACGCUGGCCUCUACGUCUGGGACGAUAACAUCCACUGCACCACAUGCAACAUCUACAGAACUUACAACCACUGAAGUAUCUACCACAGUGUUCACCACUACAGAGUCAAUUACAUCCACAGCGCCACACACAACAUCUACGCAGCUUGUAACAACAGGGGCAUCCACAAGCACUCCAACCACAGCAUUUGGCACCACCACCGUUCUUCACACUACAACUGACACCACUGUUCAGCCACCUACAGUGACAGAAACAACCACAGCCUUGAUCACCUCCACCCACCUGAAAACAUCACUCACAUUCACAACACCAGCAAUUACAACAGCAAUGUGGACAACUACUGCGUUUGUUACCCACACCCCAGCAGACACAACAGCGGUCACCACCGCAAUCUUUAGCACGACAACAGCAGCUGAAACAACCCAGCUGACUACUUCCCUCCCAGAAUCCACUUCAUUCCAGCUCAUAACAGCAAAAACAACAAAUCUGUCAUAUAGGUUUCAAAGCAGAAGCAGCAUGUCCCACUGUGAGAUGCUAAUGAUAUCAUAUACCACAAUGCUCUUGGUGGAAAUUUGCUGUUGUGUGGUUCUGGCCAGGUUUGUGUAUUUGGUUCACAAGUGUGUUCAACAGGAAAGGAAGAUAGAUGCUGCUGUCAAUCUGACUCACUUUUGUUACAAAAAGGAGGUGACUCUUUGGCCCAUAAACCAGACUGAGACACAUAAUUUGUGAAAUUACAAGAGUAUUACAUGUAAAAAAUAUGAACAAACCUUUUCAGAAUAUGGGUAGGUAUGAAGCAUACUUAAUAAAAUUUCUUCUACAGUUUAACCUUGAAAAUCGAUGUAUAUCGAUUUUUUUCAGAGAAGACAAAGCAUUUCAUUGUGAUAGAAAGAUUGGUGAUGAAAAAAGUUACAGAUAUUUGACAAAUAGUUUUAAAACUUGCUUAUGAUUAUUUUAAAAAAUGCAAAGAAAAUAUUGAAGGUGUAAUUUAAAGGUUGUUAAGUGUGAAGGUUUCGUGUGUAAGAAAUACAUUUUUUCUAGUGGUGGGUUUAAACUAAUGGAAGGAUGUUAAAAAUGUAGUAUAGAAGCCAUAGGAUAUAUAGUACUAUAUGAUGUAGUGGGAUGCGUGUGAGCAUUGCCUGACCCUUGAAAAGUUGUGAUGCCAUCUCAAAUUCUGUCUAAUCAGAAAGAUUCAAAAAGAUCAAGGUGUGGUCAACAGCAGAUCUAGCUUCCCCUCUUACAGAUAUUCUAAUGUGGGGCCCAGGCCAUACCUUUCCUGAGGGCUGGAUUUCUGACAGAAGUUCCAUUGUGAACUCAUUAAUCUGUCAUGCAGGUGGAAAACUGGCUGGACUGAAGGGUUCUCUUCUCAGCCUUAAACCCUUGUUGUCAGGGUAAUUCUAUCAAAUUGGAGACAGCAUUUGGUGCCGUUCAAAGCUUUAGCAGUAAAGGAGUUAUACUUUAUUGUAUGUUAGCCCUGUGUCACGAAACCCUGUCCUUUUUUUGAGACAGGCACUGAAACGAAGAAUGCCCAAAUGAUUAAAGGAAUUCAAAUUCUAUCAUCACUGAUACUGUUGCACACAAAUAUUGUGCCCAUUUAAUUCCUGCUGUACAAAGUCAUACAAAUCUCUUGAAAUUGGGUCCAAUCAUACCAAAACUAAAGUAAACUGUAUUCAAAAUCCAAAAUUAAAUGCAGUUCAAAGUUUACUACAUUGACACCUUACCAACAUAACACAGGACAGUAUCUUGUAUUUUUAGUGGUCUGGGUGAUUGAUCUUGAACAUGACCUGGGAUACUUAUGACUGGUCCACCUUCCCUGUUUCAGUUGUCACUAAACUGUCACUGUAUGAUUGACUAAAACAUAAUUUAACUGCACUAAAAAGAUUUGAAGUAGACAUAACAAAAGGGCUCCCUUCAGUUCUCAGCAUAAGAGAUGGGUAUAAAUGCUCUGGUGGGAUGAACAUAUCCCACACCCCUUUUUAGGGGAAAACAAAACAAAUGUUUUGAUAAACAAUAUUGUUUGAGAGAUAGUCAAAGCUCAGAUCUGGAAUAUGCUGACAAGUUUGCCAUCACAGCAGCCCUAUAGAAUACAGUCUACAUCUUGUUAGUGCAACCAGGUGUCACUUAGUUCAAUGGAGGGAUGGGACAAAUAACGUCGGUGAUGUAUUUUAAUUUCCUUUAUGUUGUUAAAUAAAAAAUAAACUUAAAUUUUCAUUGCAUAUGUUGAUUUGCCUUUUACAGUAUAUAAUAUAUAAAAUGACCCAAACAAGGGUAAUCAUGUAUGUUUACCAGGCUUCAAUGGGAACGUUUUUUUAAAUCUUGAACAGGAAUGGCUAGGAUUAGACUUGAUUAGUAAUCAGAAAUCAAGUAAGAACCUUUGACAGUGAAACAUUAAGUGGAAACUAAGAGGAAUUACAUAAGAAUUAAGAACAGGAGACACUUCUUUACUUAGUGAGCACUGUGCAUUUGGAUCAGCUUACCCCACCAUAUUGUUUCUUCCUUCUGUUUUGAAACUGGUUGUAUUUUCAAGACAGCUUUAAUAAGAGAUGAUUUUAGUAUUUGUUCAUAGAAGAAAUGGGCAGAUUGAUAAGUGACAGAGCCAAUACAUACAGCAUGGAAAAACAGGAGUCUCAUGUUUAAAUCUACAGUACACUAUGUAACCUGUCCCUCUGACCAGAGUUGCUUUUGGGGUAAAAGGUCAUAGGCCAACACUACUGUAUCAACAGUCCCUGGUCCUGCCAUUGUAAGAUCCUGGACUGUGAUAAAAUAGGUCCUGCAAUAAACCCUGCUUUGUUUAGCUAGAUGGAGUGCUGUGCUUGUCUUGGGUGGGACUCUGUUAGCAAACUCCUUAAUGCAUCAAUUAUGCCUUCAUUAAGCUCUAAUUUAGCACAGGUGUUUGGCAACAAAAUACGAUUAAUUAUCCCUUUAAAAGAAGAGAGAAGGGGGUUCAAAUGGUUUGUCAUCAGCUCUUAUUAAGAGUGCUGAAUGAUCUCAUUGUUAAAGCAAAGAGAGGCAUAUUAGCAUGGUCAGGCUUGAGUGCCACAAGCAUCUGAGCUAUUAUAUGUGCUCUAGCAGGCAGGCAAUGUACAGACAAGCUGGGCUGUUCCUUAGGGACCUUCUGAAGAAGCCAGAUCUGAACUUUACUUUCCCUGAGGUAGCAUCCAUCAUUAGAAGAUGUAAUGAGACUUUUCUGAUUAUAGCUAAAUUGAACUAAAGUACUUCUGAGGUGUGCUUAGUAUAUAGCUAUUAUUUUUAAAUAGAGAAUAUUGUUGUAGUUAUUAAAACUUCCUGUGAUGAACACUCUGUUAUUCUUAAUUUCUUUAAAUAAUUUAAAAUACAGAGCCUCUUCACUUAUAUUCUAGAGAGACCAAAGAGAAUGAUUUCUGUUCCUGUCGGUAAAUCAUUUAAUAUUAAUACUGAAAAUGUAGACCAAACUGAGGCUCGUAUGGUGAUAUCAGAUUGCACCCAUAGAACAUAUGGAUUAAUGAAGGAUUCUUAUAAUUUUGUUCAUGUUGCCAUUAAACA
Messenger RNA from Lepisosteus oculatus (spotted gar), 6245 nucleotides. RefSeq names its product carboxypeptidase N subunit 2-like. Gene Ontology annotation, molecular function: transmembrane signaling receptor activity; protein binding. The record is from RefSeq and is a predicted model, not a curated record. Gene Ontology annotation, cellular component: extracellular matrix; membrane. Gene Ontology annotation, biological process: immune response; toll-like receptor signaling pathway. Lineage: Eukaryota; Metazoa; Chordata; Actinopteri; Semionotiformes; Lepisosteidae.